This is a messenger RNA of Gossypium arboreum, 609 nucleotides long. Its product is annotated as adenylyl-sulfate kinase 1, chloroplastic-like. Bases 1 to 609 code for a protein of 202 amino acids. Lineage: Eukaryota; Viridiplantae; Streptophyta; Magnoliopsida; Malvales; Malvaceae. Gene Ontology annotation, molecular function: adenylylsulfate kinase activity; ATP binding. Gene Ontology annotation, biological process: sulfate assimilation. The transcript is spliced from 6 exons. The record is from RefSeq and is a predicted model, not a curated record.
AUGGCUACGAACAUUGUAUGGCACAAAAGUUCAGUUGGUAAACUUCAUCGACAGGAGUUGCUUCAGCAAAAGGGUUGUGUCAUAUGGUUUACGGGUCUUAGUGGCUCAGGAAAGAGCACUUUGGCGUACGCUCUGUGCCAAGCCUUGUAUUCAAGGGGAAAAUUGACUUACGUCCUUGACGGUGAUAAUGUUCGGCAUGGUUUAAACCGUGACCUUGCUUUUAAAGUAGAAGACCGAGCUGAAAACAUACGAAGGAUCAGAGAGGUAGCCAAGCUCUUUGCUGAUGCUGCCAUCAUCUGCAUUGCUAGUGUGAUAUCUCCAUACAGAAAAGACAGGGAUGCUUGUUGUGCACUGUUUCCUGAAAGGGAUUUCAUUAAGGUAUUCAUGGAUGUGCCACUCCAAAUAUGCGAGGCAAGGGACCCAAAGGGCCUGUACAACUUUGCUAGAGCUGGAAAAAUUAAAGGUUUCACCGGUGUUGAUGACCCAUAUGAGCCAUCUCUGAAUUUUGAGAUAGUAUUACCAGAAAAGGGAAACAACAUUACCUCACCAUAUGAAAUGGCUGAAACGGUGAUAUCUUACCUGGAGGAGAAGGGUUACCUGCGGGCCUAA